This is a messenger RNA of Portunus trituberculatus (swimming crab), 1784 nucleotides long. RefSeq names its product prostaglandin E2 receptor EP4 subtype-like. The coding region runs from base 111 to 1637 and encodes 508 amino acids. The transcript has 9 exons. Gene Ontology annotation, cellular component: plasma membrane. Gene Ontology annotation, molecular function: thromboxane receptor activity. The record is from RefSeq and is a predicted model, not a curated record. Gene Ontology annotation, biological process: adenylate cyclase-activating G protein-coupled receptor signaling pathway; positive regulation of cytosolic calcium ion concentration; inflammatory response. Lineage: Eukaryota; Metazoa; Arthropoda; Malacostraca; Decapoda; Portunidae.
AGUGAGAAAGAAAAACGAAAUAAGAAAAAAGAAGACGAUAAGAUGAAAAAAUAAACACGAAAGGAAAGAAAUGUGACAGAAAGAUACGAAAAAGAAAACAGUAGCAAGUCAUGAACUACAACAUGACGCAGGAGGUGGAGGUGGAGGACCUGGUGGAGGAAGAGGAGCAGGAGGACUGGAAGAUCAGGUGUGAUGACGACUUCACCUGUACUGAUCUCACGGACCAACCUGGCGCCAGCAUUGUUUCACCUGUCGUGCUUUGUCUCAGCGGUGUCAUAGGUCAAGUAUGGGCGCUCUACUAUCUCUACACACUCAAGAGACCCCAACACUCCCGCACCGUUUUUUUCACCUUGCUCAGCACCUUGAUAUGGACAGACUUAGUGGGAAAGUUACUCACCACAGCUCCUGCCGUCGCCGCCUACGUGAAUGAGGGAUGGCUGGGAGGGCGGUCCACGUGCAUGGCCCACGGGUUCGUCAUGGCUCUUGUUAGCCUCUCCACUCAUCUCCUCGUCUCGACCAUGGCAGUGGAAAGGCUGCUAGGCACCACGCAGACUUACUUCUACAACAAGAACAUCACUGCUACCAGAACCAAAGUGUUGCUCGCUUCCCUGCUCGGCGGCGCUACGACGUUCUGUUGUCUGCCUUUCUUUGGGAUCGGCCGCUACCAGCUUCAAUACCCUGGUUCAUGGUGCUAUUUGGAUUUCCACGUCACGUCAUCCUUUUUCUUCUCGUAUUCCUCUUCUUAUGUCUUUCCCUCGUCCAAUUCCUCAUCUUCGUUUUCACAUAAUGUCUCUUCUUCCUCUUCCUCCAACUUCUCAGCUUCGUUUUCUGUUUCACCUUCCUCAGUUCUCAGUCCGAAUACAUCCUCUUCUUCCUUUUCUUCUUCCCCUCUGCAGCACCUCAUCUUCACCAACUUCUUCGGGGUCGUCUCUGUUGCCUGUCUGCUGGUGAUGGUGGCUUGCAACCUCGUGGUGAUGUGGGUACUUGUGGAGAAGAACCUUGCAAGAAGAGGAAAAUGUGAAGCCACAGUGCAGUGUCUGAGGCGUUGCCGAGGCCAGCGGUUCAGGAAACACUUGGUGGCACCCAGGAGAAGCUCAAGCCACCAGGAACUUGAGACCCAGAUGGUGGUGGUGCUGCUGGUCAUCACGGUGGUGUUCGUGCUCUCCUGGUCUCCUAUUGAUGUGCGGCUGUUUCUGAACCAGCUGUGGCCACACCGAACCAAGGAAGAUCACAUGAAGGACCUGGUGGCUGUUCGUUUCUCUUCUAUCAACCAAAUCGUGGAUCCAUGGGCUUAUAUCAUUAGUAGAAAGGUGUUUCGGCCCAGUGCCCUCAGGUGGGUGAGGUCAUCGGUCCUCAGCUCCCUCCUGGCAGGAAGGGACAGAAGUAGGCGUGGCGCAGCAGGUGAUGGCUCCCCAAAGCAUCCCUCCCCUUCAGGUGAGGGCAGUGGCAGGAGAGGACAGGUCCUGAGAGGCACACCUGUAGUCAUGGCAGCACUCACAAUAGGAGAGCUGGCACAGGCACCUCUCCUGAGCACCACCACCACCACCAGUGGUGUUGAGCUGAGGAACCCUGCCACCUGCCCCCCCUGUGGUGACCUGAGGGGUGGUGAUGUGAGCCUGGCCAUCAAGAGGUUCUAAGACUCUCUCUCUCUCUCUCUCUCUCUCUCUCUCUCUCUCUCUCUCUCCUUCUUAAUGGCUAGAUUUGAACAUUAGAUUAUGCGGGAUGAAAAUAUUUGGACACCAUCCUUCCUCCCUCAUUGUCAUUCCUUAGAGAUUCUGAAACUA